This is a messenger RNA of Tetrahymena thermophila SB210, 1425 nucleotides long. RefSeq names its product Serine/Threonine kinase domain protein. Gene Ontology annotation, cellular component: cytoplasm. Gene Ontology annotation, biological process: protein phosphorylation. Lineage: Eukaryota; Ciliophora; Oligohymenophorea; Hymenostomatida; Tetrahymenidae. The transcript is spliced from 7 exons. Gene Ontology annotation, molecular function: ATP binding; protein serine/threonine kinase activity. The record is from RefSeq and is a predicted model, not a curated record.
AUGAAUUUUUUAAAGAAUCUUCAAAAACUUGUUGUAGGAGAAUUCUUCGAGGAUUAGUCCUCAAGCAAUAAUUCUAAUCUUCAGCCCAAGAAGUACAGUCUCAAUAAUUUACAAAUUUAGGAGGAUAAAUUACUUUCAGAAGGCGGAUAUGGAUAUGUAUGGAAGGCACAUAACGUUAAUAACAAAUAAGAAGUAUUUGCAGUAAAAAGAAUGAUAUGCUAGGGUAAAUAAAAGGAAGAUUUAGCAAAAAGAGAAUUAGAAAUCCUAUAUAAAUUACCACAGCAUGAUAACUUAGUAAGAUUUAUAGAUGGAGAUAUUUUACAAGAAGAUUAAAGUACGAGCUAAGCUGUAUUUGUUAUGGAGUACUGUCCUGAUGGCACUCUUUUUAACUUAAUGGAGUCUCGUUAAAAAUCAGGAGGUUUUACAGAAAAAGAAAUUAUUCAUAUAAUUCUUUAAAUCUGUAAAGGACUUUAGGUACUUCAUUCUAUAAAUAUAACCCAUAGGGAUUUGAAAAUAGAAAACGUUUUGUUAAAAGAUGGAAUGUUUAAACUCUGUGAUUUUGGUUCUGCAAGCACAGAUGUAGUUGAUUUGAGCAAACUAGAUAGGAAGUAGCAAAGCGAAUAGGAAGAAUUAUAUGAAAGGUAUACAACAUUACAAAGUCGCCCUCCUGAAAUGUGUGAUGUAUUUUCAGAAGAAAUUAUUGAUUCUAAAGUUGAUAUAUGGAUGCUUGGUUGCAUAGUUUACUGCUUGUGCUUUUACAUUCAUCCAUUUUAUGAGGCUUCAAAAUUGGCCAUAAUUAGUGCAAGUUAUAAGUUUAAAUAAAAUUCUAAAUAUAAUGAAAAAAUGCAUGAUUUUAUUAGGCAUUUACUAACACCAUCUCCAAAAUACAGACCUAAAAUAGAAGAAGUGAUAAAUAUUUUAGAGAAUUGGGAUAAUUUGCAAGAAAUUCCUCUAAAUGUAAUAAAUUUUUUAUUAAUUUAAAGUAAAAGUAUGGUAUAUAAAUAGGAGCAAGCAAAAUAAACUAAGUAAUAAGAAUAGUAAUUUGAAUAAGAUAUGAAAGUAAGAGAUGAAAAAGUAAAAUAAAUGAUAGAAAAAAAUCGUCAGCAGAGAAUAGAAGAAGAAUAAAGAAAAAAAUUAUAAGCAGAAGCAGAUAAUGCCUUCAAUUAGUUUAACCAUAACCAAAAUACAUCAACUUAAAAAGUUUAAAAGGUGAAUAAAGAUAUGUAAGAAAUAGAUGAAUUUGAUGGAUGGGGUGAAUUUUAAAAAGCUGAUGAAGUUAAUAAAAAAGAUACUAAAGAAAUAAUAAAUACCUUAGAUAGUUAAAUAAAAGAAGAUGAUAUAGAUUUUAAUUCUUUUGAGCCAAACAAUUAAAAUCAAAGUGUUGAUAAAAAUGAUUUUGAUUUUGGAUAAUUUUAUAAAUCUUGA